Messenger RNA from Pieris napi, 1987 nucleotides. RefSeq lists its product as uncharacterized. Lineage: Eukaryota; Metazoa; Arthropoda; Insecta; Lepidoptera; Pieridae. The transcript has 2 exons. The coding region runs from base 581 to 1825 and encodes 414 amino acids. The record is from RefSeq and is a predicted model, not a curated record.
UCAGACCUGCCGGCAGACGGCGACUCUUAAUCUUAUCUCACCCCACUAGUUUAGUCCAUUGCUCAUAAAAUAAAUAAUUAUCCCAUUAAAUAUCUUGAUAAUUUAUCCCAACCCCGAACAUUGGUCCUUCGAGCCAUUAGUCGUAUUUUUGGCAGGAUCAGGGCGCGUGUGCUUUCGCAAUAUUUUUUUGCUUAGUGUGUGUGUUAUACUGAUACCUGCGUAUCAAAAGAAUACAUCUAGAACUACGAUUUUUGGAUACACCUCUUUUAUCCUAAUCACAUUGCUUUAGAAAGGCAAUAUAACUCAACAUUUGUACACCUCGUGACCUCGGUGCCUUAGGAAGGCACUACAUCUCUUCACCUCGUGACCUCGGUGCCUUAGAAAAGCACUACAUCUCUUCACCUCGUAACCUCGGUGCCUUAGGAAGGUACUACAUCUCUUCACCUCGUGACCUCGGUGCCCUAGGAAGGCAUACUACAUCUCGGAUUCAGUACAACCUUGCAGGUAUUGCGAGGAUAUCUUGAGCAACUUAUCAGCUGAACAAGUAAGGUUAUAUUAUUAUCUCUGAUAAUCUUUAAUUAUGUCCACAAUGGAAGAAAUUUUAGCUACCCAACAACAGUUGGUGGACGCAUUGGAUAAGCUUUAUAUCAACUUUAAGAAGGAUGGAGCGGAGCGAAAGACUCCCGAUUAUAUGCGUCGUCGUUUGGAAACGUUAGAACAAUAUUUUACAGAUAUUCAUAACAACCAUAUGACACUUUUAUCUUUUAGUGAUCAGUCUCAUGAAUAUUUUACUUUUAAUAAAUACGAGCAGAUUAAGAAAAAACAUGGUAAUAUUAAGACAACCUUAAUAAAUUAUAAGCCUUUGGCAAGCAUUAAAAAAUCCCCUGAAUUACAACCUCCAACGUUUCAAGCCCCGUCUACCUCUAACGCAUCGACCUCUAAUGAAUCUCAGGAAAUAUCUCUCAAAAAUAACUCUAAUAUGAGUAAAACAGAAGAGCUCAUGAGAAAACAAACUGCAAAUUUUAAAGCUUUUCUGAGAACUGCCUCGAGUAUAGAACUUGACCUUAUCUCGGAAAAGUGGGAGUUAGAAGACAUCCUAAAGACCUUGCAAGUCCGUUGGACUGCGAUUGAUAGCUUACAUUGGGAGUUGGACAAUGAACUUUGUGGUUCCAACCGAGAAUAUGAAGAUCAAAUUACAAAUUACGAAAAAUAUUACAUUAAAGUUAAGAAGGAUAUCAAUAAAAAGAUGUGGUCGGUAGCACACAUCGAGAAAACAACCCCUACAAUGGAGUUACCAACCUUCGAGGGAAAUUAUAACCAAUGGGUUUCCUUCAAAGAUCUCUUUACGGAAACUAUUCAUAGUAACCCAUCUCUUUCAAAUGCGCAGAAAUUACAAUUUCUCAAAAGUAAGGUUAAGGGUGAACCUGAGAAGUUGAUUCAACAUCUCCAGGUAAGCUCGGAUAAUUAUCUCAUUAGCUGGAAUAUUCUCAGUCAUCGCUAUGAUAAUAAGCGCCUAAUCUUUACAUCUCACCUUAACAAUCUCUUAAAUAUUCCUAAUAUUCAAUACCAGUCGUAUAAUCAUAUCAAACGCAUUCACGAUGUUACAAACGAGAGUAUAAAUGCGAUAGAAAAUCUUGGAAUUAACGUUUCUUCCUGGGAUCCCUUCCUUGUAUGUAUAUUGUCUCAGAAGUUAGACGCAGACACGUACAAUGAAUAUAUACAGUCUUUGAAAUCGCCGAGAGAAUUACCCGUAUUACAAGAUUUUUUGCAGUUUUUGGUUUCCGAUUGCGCAACAAACGCAGUUGGGAUGGAUAAUAACCGGUAAUUAUAAAACCUAUCAGUGUAAUAUAAUCCUUAAUAACGAUAUCCAAAGGUUUUGGGAAGUAGAAGAUAUUCAUGAACCCUUAAAUAUGUCACAGGAAGAUCAAAAUUGUAUAGAGUUUUUUCAGAAUACAACCUCAAGACGUGACGACGGCAGUUACGUUGU